AUUAUGUUUACUUUGCCAGAAGUGAAAGUGAAAGUCUGACUACAACCAUACCGGUAAAGAAUACCAUCAGCAAAAGAAAAUGGCUUCUAAGUUUUCAGAAGUGGAUUUCUCCUGUCCUGUGUGCUUUGAAAUCUUCAAGGAUCCAGUUCUCCUGCAGUGCAGUCACAGUGUGUGUAAAGCGUGUCUGGAGCAGUACUGGGAGACCAAAGGAUCCAGAGAAUGUCCCGUUUGUAGGAAAAGAUCCUCCCUGAGUCAUCUACCCAUAAACUUUGCUUUAAGAAACCUGUGUGAGACUUUCUUACAGGAGAGAAGUCAGAGAUCUUCACCAGCAUCUGAAACAGUCUGCAGUUUGCACAGUGAGAAACUCAAUCUCUUCUGUCUGGAUGAUCAACAGCCGGUGUGUGUGGUGUGUCAAACUUCAAGAAAACACACCGACCACAAAUUCUGCCCCAUUGAUGAGGCAAUACCUGACUGUAAGGAGGAGAUCAAGAAGGAACUAAAACUCCUACAGGAGAAACUGGAGAACAUUAAAGACUAUAAACUGAACUGGAGUCAGACUGCAGAACAUAUAAAGAUUCAGGUCCAACACACAGAGUGGCAGAUUAAGGAGGAGUUUAAGAAGCUUCACCAGUUUCUACGAGAUGAAGAGGCAGCCAGGAUCACUGCACUGAGAGAAGAAGCGGAGCAGAAGAGUCAGAUGAUGAAGGAGAAGAUUGAGAAGCUGAGCAGAGACAUAUCAUCUCUUUCAGACACAAUCAGAGCCAUAGAAGAGGAGAUGAGAGCUGAAGACGUCUCGUUCUUACAAAACUACAAGGCCACAGUGAAAAGAGCUCAGUGCACACUGCAGCAUCCAGAGGAGCUUUCAGGAGCACUGAUCCAUGUGGCAAAACAUCUGUCCAACCUGAGGUUCAGAGUCUGGGAGAAGAUGCAGGAUGCUGUCCAAUACAUGCCUAUAACACUGGACCCAAACACUGCUCAUCCGCUUCUCAUUGUAUCUGAUGAUCUGACCACUGUGAGAAUAAGGGAAGAGGAGCAGAAGCUGCCAGACAAUCCAGAGAGACUAGAUGCUUGCUUAUGCAUCCUGGGCUCUGAGGGCUUUAACUCAGGGACACACUGGUGGGAUGUUGAAGUUGGAGAUUGUGCAGCCUGGUCACUGGGUGUGAUGACAGAGUCUGCUCAGAGGAAGGGAGAUAUAAACUCCAGAAAUGGACUCUGGUAUUUGUGGUAUUAUGAUGGCAACUAUGGAGGAGGUUCUACACCACAACCACACAGUCUCUUCUCAUUAGAACAAAAGCUUCAGACGAUCAGAGUGCAGCUGGACUGGGACCGGGGAAAGCUGUCAUUCUCUGACCCUCUUACUGGCACACAUAUACACAGUUUCACACACACAUUUACUGAAAAAUUACUGCCAUAUUUAGCUGUUGGUUCUGAAGCAUCUCCUCUGAAGGUCCUCCCCAUUCAGUACUAUGGAAAUGUAAAUCACUUAAGGUGUACAUAAGCU
Molecule: messenger RNA, 1501 nt
Organism: Pangasianodon hypophthalmus (striped catfish)
Lineage: Eukaryota; Metazoa; Chordata; Actinopteri; Siluriformes; Pangasiidae
Product: zinc-binding protein A33-like
Exons: 6
Coding region: 80-1498 (472 amino acids)
Molecular function (GO): zinc ion binding; protein binding
Source: RefSeq, a predicted model, not a curated record